Moesziomyces antarcticus is the source of this 3885-nucleotide messenger RNA. Its product is annotated as serine/threonine-protein kinase. Gene Ontology annotation, molecular function: protein kinase activity; ATP binding. NCBI's taxonomy places the organism in Eukaryota, Fungi, Basidiomycota, Ustilaginomycetes, Ustilaginales, Ustilaginaceae. Gene Ontology annotation, cellular component: chromosome passenger complex; spindle midzone; spindle pole centrosome. Gene Ontology annotation, biological process: protein phosphorylation; regulation of cytokinesis; mitotic spindle organization. Bases 1 to 3885 code for a protein of 1294 amino acids. The record is from RefSeq and is a predicted model, not a curated record. The transcript has 8 exons.
AUGGACUUUGACCCUGCGAAUCGCGAUGUGCCGACGCCUCGGUACGAGCUCGAGUCUGGAUCGGAAGACGAGUUGGAGGCCGAGACAAGCAGGCGCCGCGCGCAAGAGCCUCUGCGUCUGCUCAAGGCCGAUGGAACUGAUACAGCGGGUGCGCUCGAACCCGGCUCGAAGCUCGUGAUCCUCGUGGGAGGUGCAGGUCUGGCACUGCUUGGCUCGCUGGGAGGGAAUGCGCCGGCACAGCAGUACACGCUGCAAGCUGAUGGCGAGCAACAUGCUGGCGUUGGAGUGGUCGACUCGACGGCUGGCGACAAGCUCAGCGUGGCCGUGGUUGCUCCUCCGCCGUCGACGCACUCGUCGCGCUUCCACAGCAUCGCCAAGACACUGCUGGAAGCGACGAAGCCAUGUAGCGUGGUGAUUGUGGAUUCGUACAGCCCACAGGACCAGCUGCACCGCUCGGCGUACGAGUCCGCUGAGGACGCCGAGUCGGACGCGCCGAUCAAGUACCUCGCCUCGCCGCGCUUCCUGGCGAGCAACAAGGUGGAUGCGAAACGAAUGGUGCCUCUGCGCGCACCCGAGGCAGCGAGUGGCGUAGGCGCCGCAUUCUUGUCCGAGGCGGUUGUGCGUGAUGUUCCGGCGAUACUUACGCUGCUUGAAGACGUGAGCUUCCAGUCGCACGUUCAGCUGUAUGGCUCGCUCGGAUCGGCGCGUCUUUCCACCUCCUCGUCGCAGGCGCUUGCGGCGGUGACGGGACUAGGCACCACCAAGACCGAGGCUCCCACUUGCACACGCACCGUUCUGGACUUUGCGACGUCGAGACGCACGCAGCCUGCCGCCAACCUGGCCGUGUUGGGCGACGGCAACAUCUCGACGCAGCGCAGCGCAGCUCAGCGCAUCAUCGUCGUCAUCAACCGCAUCACCGCUGCUGCCCAGCGCUCAACCUUUUUCCACUCAGCCGCCCACAGCUCAGGACUUCAACGACAGGCAGACUAUUUUCGGCCUCGCCCCGGCUUCGUCCAUUGUCCACGCUCCCGACAGACGCCGUUGCCGUGCCCUGCCGUGCCCUGUCGCUCUCGUACCGCACCACACCGUGCCGUGCCGUGCCUCACUCACCUCCAUCGUCAUCUGACGCUCAUCCGGGCCCUUGCACCGUCCUCAUCCAUCUCGACCCACGCUCGGCCCUGCCUUGUCGUCAUCUCCAGCACCUCCCCAACAGCACCCGCCGGCUCCAGUUGCACGCACCAGCCGUCGCUCGAGUUCGACUCCAACGCCGACCCAUUUGCACAGCAACCCAUCUUUCAUCUCGCAUCGACCCUCGAUUUCGCCCAUUCUCCAGCUGCACCGGUGACAAGCACCGUCGACCCAAUUCCGACUAUCGACUCUGCGAGCCCGCUCCUUUCCUCUUCAUCCUCGCCCUCUGCCAGCCACACCCCAACCAUGCCCGUUUUGGAGCAGUUCAAGAACUUUAUCAGACACGGAAAGGCUGCUCGCGAAGCGCCAGAAGGUUUGACCAACGAUCCUGCUGCCGCCGGCCCCUCAAUCCAAGUCCAACCCGCAACAGACACACAACAAGCAGGCUUUGCUCCCAACGACAAGGCGUUGCCCGUCCCCGCCGCCACCUCCCACUCCCACGCCGCCCCUUCCUCGGCCGCCGCUGCCACAUCAACAACCUCCACAACCGCAGCACCUUCCACCUCCACCUCCAACCAACAUCAGAACAACCAAACCCGCGACAUGAGACAAUCCACCAACGGCAACCACCUCGCCGUCCCCGCCGCAGGCUCCUCCAAGGGCGACCAAUACCAGCGCGAGGCAGAGCGCAUCGUCGCAGAGGAGCGCGAAGCCUCCGAAAAGAUGCCCUACUACGAAGGCCUCAGCGAACGCUUCCAGCUCAUCAAAAAGAUGGGCGACGGCGCCUUCUCCAACGUAUACAAGGCCCGCGACAGGCAGACCGGUCAGAAGGUCGCCAUCAAGGUCGUGCGCAAGUACGAGCUCAACAGCAAUCAGCAAGACGCAUGCUACCCGCUCUCGGCGCUAGGUCGCCUGCCAAGCUCCGGCCACAUCUUCCGUUUGCAACAGCACGGGCGUGGUUGGCACGCUGCAGGCGCCAGGCCGAUGACCCAUGUCCAUCCCGUUGCCUCGUCAAGGCUUGAUUGCUCGCUUUGCCUUGAUCCUUUUGGUCAAGAUGCAACCCGGUUCUUGCUGAGGUGUCGCACUGACUUGCCCCGUUCCGCUAGUCGAUCCGUAUACACGACCACCCGAACAAGAUGGCGGAACAAGCGCUUCGAUGCCGUGCAAAAGGCAACAGCCCGAACGGAACUAACCACAUUUUACCCUCCUUCCUUGACGCUCCCGGUGGUCCUCUCGCCGCCCUCCGCGACGCUGUAUCUACAAAACACCCUUGCCCGCACCGCCGGCUCACAGGAUCGACUUGACCCCAACUUCAGAAAGAAGAACCGCGUCACAGAGCGCGCCAACAUCCUCAAGGAGGUCCAGAUCAUGCGCAACCUCAAGCACGACGGUAUCGUCGACCUGCUCUCCUUCUCCGAGUCCCGCGACCACUACUUUUUGGUGCUCGAGCUCAUGGAGGGCGGCGAGCUCUUCCACCAGAUCGUCAAGCUCACCUACUUUAGCGAGGCGCUCGCCCGCCACGUCAUUCUUCAGGUCGCACACGCCAUCCGCUAUCUGCACGAGGAGCGCGGUGUGGUGCACCGCGACAUCAAGCCCGAAAACCUGCUCUUCGAGUCGAUCAAGAUCAUCCCGUCCAAACAUCCCAUCCAGCGUCCCUACGACGAGGAGAAGGAGGACGAGGGCGAAUUCAUGCCCGGCAUCGGCGGCGGCGGCAUCGGCCGCGUCAAGAUCGCCGACUUUGGGCUGAGCAAGGUGGUGUGGGAGGAGAGCACCAUGACGCCCUGCGGCACCGUCGGCUACACGGCGCCCGAGAUCGUCAAGGACGAGCGCUACUCCAAGUCGGUCGACAUGUGGGCGCUCGGCUGCGUGCUCUACACGCUCCUGUGCGGCUUCCCGCCCUUCUACGACGAGUCGAUCUCGGUGCUCACCGAAAAGGUCGCCAAGGGCUACUACACCUUUUUGAGUCCGUGGUGGGACGACAUUAGCGCUUCGGCCAAGGACCUCAUCACCCACCUCCUCUGCGUCGACCCUCGCCAGCGAUACACGAUCGACGAGUUCCUGCGCCAUCCAUGGUGCAACGUCAAGGAUCCCAUCCCGGACCUCAACUCGGCCGACAUUGCGCUCGCCAAGGCGUCCGAGAUGCCGCUCGACUCGCCGCUGCUGGCGUCGAUGAAGUCGGGCAACGCUGCGCGCAACGCCAUGAUGUCGCCGGGCAUCAACCGGCUCAAGGAGGCCUUUGACGUGACGUACGCCGUGCACCGCAUGGAGGAGGAAGGCGCACGCAAGCGCGCCGGCGGCGGCAACCCGCUCGGCGAGCUCAACGAGGAGGACGAGAGCGACGAGGCCGACGAGGCGCGCCGCAAGUACGGCGAGGCGGCGGGCCGUGCGGUGGAGAACCAGCGUGGCGCACGCGUGCACAACGAGGCAAGCGCUGCCAAGGCGCAACCUCGCCAGGCAGCACCACAGCAGCAGCAACAGCAGCCGCAACAACAGGCGCAGCAGUACCAGGGCCGCGGUGGUGCGGACCGCCGUCUGGCAGAGGCGGCACUGUAUGACGGCAGAGCAGGUCCGAGGGAUCGUGGCCAGAACUCGAACCGCAAGCGCGGCUUUGAGCUCAACAUGGGCAACGCCACGCUGCUCGGCAGGAGGAACAAGGCGGCUGCGGGCGCCCCGCGCUUGGACAACCUCGGCAAGCCCAUUGUCGAUGGCGCCCAUGCGGCAGGUGUCGUGCCGGGCAGCCCGAUGCGUGUAGACUAA